AUAAUUUCGUACUUUCAAGUUAACACAGAUUCCCGAACGUUGGUCGGUUGUAGUUCUGAGUAACGUGUAUGUUAUGAUGUUGUAUGUGGUGUGUUACAGAACAGAUUUUGAGGUAAACAAUCUCCACUUCGAAGGUUUCUCUUUGGAGGCUUGUCGGCGGUAUGGAUUUGAUCUGAACCAUGGUCACAAUAUUGACUUCAUGAAAAUGGAGAUAAAGAAUACAGGUGGCUAUGGAAUCCAUUGUUCUGGAGACUGUCGGUACGUGACCGUGUCUUCGUGUGAGAUACAUCACACCUGUGGAGGAAUUUCAAUCACAGGUGGUGAUCGAAAGACACUAUCUCCAUCUGGCAAUCUGAUACAGGACAACCAUAUCUGGCAGUAUGCACGUGUCGGGGGCGUCGGAUACAACGCCAUCAGCCCCGGAGGAGUUGGGAUAUCCAUGCGCUACAACCACAUCCACGACGGCCAGUACACGGGAAUCAGAUGGGCGGGCAAUGAUCACGUGAUGGAAUACAACCAUGUACAUCACGUGUGUGUCAACUCCAGUGACUGCGGGGCCAUCCACGCCGGGAGAGACUGGACCAUGCGAGGCAACGUCAUCCGCUACAACCACAUCCACCACAAUCUGAGAUACGUCCCCGGAGCCCAGGUCCGAGGCAUCAUGCUGGACGACGAGUACUCCAGCGUCAACAUAGAACACAACGUCUUCUACGAUAAUGAGGUUCACACCAACAUCGGCGGAGGCCGUGACAACAUCAUCCGCUACAAUGUCUUCUACAACGCCACUGCCGAUUCCAUACAAGUUGACGGCAGGGGACUGCACCAUUCCAACGAAGCUGAACUGAUGCAGCAUCUCAAGGCUGUGCCUUACACCAGCCCCCUGUGGACCAGCAGAUACCCUAAACUGGCGAACAUAACGAACCCUCUUCAACCAGCAGGCAACGACAUAUCAAAUAACAUAUUUUACAACGUACGUGGUGUCCCUAGCAUAUACUACUCUCAGACAGGCAUAGAAAAACCAGAGUACUUCAACGUGAGGAAUAACCACAAGUCUGUUUCACCAACGGACUUCUGGUCUCGUGAUGACGGCGACUUCCGGGUCAGAUGUCAGGCGCAAGAGUGGGCCAAUGCCAUCAAUUUCCCCCAGCCUCCCGAUGUAAACCACGUGGGACCACGCUACCCUACAGGACCCCUGCACAUGCAGCAACCCAGACAGACUCACAAGUCCCCAGCCCAACCUGCUGCAUGUGCCGGAACCGUCGCCCCAGCAACGAAGACACCACAGACGCCAUACAUCUCAGACGGCUCCGGGCCAAAUACACUCUACCCAAAUAUCCAGAAACAAGGUUGCUGGCUGAUCAUCACCGGCUGCCCCCUCCACCCCGUCAGCGGCACACAGCGGGACGUGUGGGGGGAGCAGCAUGAGCAGACUGGGGUGAAGGAGGAGAACUGUCUGAAGAGGGCAGCAAAUGAGUGGAGGUACUGUGGCUCACCUGACAAGGAAACUGUGACUGCAGUCUUCGGUCCAACAGGCGCCAUGACAAUUGCUGGAAAACACUGCUACUUCGCCGACUACGGGUGUGUCAAACAUGGCGGCGCCCACCCUGGGAGGCUGGAGGUUGAUGGCUACGGGGAGGCUCACGGAGGACUCACAGACGAGGAGAAGUGUUUGGGCAGAGCUAAUGUCCAGUGGACGUGGUGUGGGGCUGACCCUGCCCACCCCUACACAAGCAUCUAUGGCCCAACAGGUGCUACGAGACAUGUAGGAGGCGGAUGCUGGAUCAAGAUCUCGACCUGUCCUUCAGACAACAAACUGACCGGCUUCUUCUACGACGCAUGGGGAGCCACCAACCUUGACACAGAUCAUGACUCCAGCGAGUGCUUGGCCAGGGCUGACUACUUCUGGCAACAUUGUGGGUCACAUCGAGACCACCCCAUCACAGCCUACUACAAACCCAAGGCAAUCUCUAGGACUUCGCCCUGAGAAAAUGUAUAAUUCGAAAUUGAAGAUAUUUCUGAACAUUUAUUUAUGAUAACCUUGUCAAGAGUUAUCGGCCGUUGUUUGUCGUUGUGUUAAUUAAGUUAAAUUUUUCAGCUCUUAAAAAAACAUGUCGAUACAUCCCUCAAAGAAGAAAAAUCUAUUAACAUAUUGGGAGUGGGAAGACAAUCAGUAUACACUUAACUGAAUAAAACUGAAUAUUUGAGCAA
Messenger RNA from Haliotis rubra (blacklip abalone), 2208 nucleotides. RefSeq lists its product as uncharacterized. The transcript has 14 exons. NCBI's taxonomy places the organism in Eukaryota, Metazoa, Mollusca, Gastropoda, Lepetellida, Haliotidae. The record is from RefSeq and is a predicted model, not a curated record. The coding region runs from base 74 to 1984 and encodes 636 amino acids.